This is a messenger RNA of Chara braunii, 1565 nucleotides long. The record is from the annotation of a GenBank genome assembly. Lineage: Eukaryota; Viridiplantae; Streptophyta; Charophyceae; Charales; Characeae.
CAUAAGGCCCAACGAACAGAAGAUACUCAAUUCUAAUUCCGAAACUCCCCCCUCCCCGCCGCCGUCUAUCGAUGCGCAACGCCCUUCGGAGGCUGCGCCUCCGCGCUGCAGCGCGCGCGGUUUACCGGUUGUUGUCGUUGUUGUUGAGGACGCACGCGCACGCCGUUGAGCAGCGGCCAUCAGUCGGCGAGAUUUGCCAGCUGUCGUUGUGGAGGAGCGGCUAUGGCGAUGGCUGCAACAACGACGACGCGGCUGUCGUUCUCGGGGACUAGCGAUGGCGCGUCCCGGUCGGUAUGGGCGACGGAGGGUCGGGAUGCUCCGUUGGGAGGGGGGCUUAGCAGACCGGUCGCGAUCGGGCUAGGCGUCCGGGGGGACCUGCGUUGUCGUCACGGGCGCGGACUCGCUGGCGUCGUCGUGCGACGUCGUGAAGGUGAUGAUGAGGUGGUGGUCCCCCACCACGCCGCUGCCGGUGCUCGACUGUCGGUCGGAGGACGAGGAGAAGGAAGGCGGCGACCGGCCGCCGCCGCGAUCGCGGCGCUGUCUUGGGUCGCAACCGCGGCGGCUGACGAACUUUCCUUGAACUAUCUCCAACUUCGCCGAUCGGACAUAGCCGCCGCACAUAUCCGACGGAGAUGCCGCCGCCACGUGGCGUCGUCGUCGUCGUCGUCAUCGUCAAAUUCGACGGUGGUGAUGGGCUCCUCCUCCCCCUCCUCUAGCGGAGUAGAUAACCAGUCGGGACCGCGAUCACUUGAGACCGUACCCGAUACGGACUUCACUAUUACCAAGGUCUCCUUCGGUACGAUCGGUUUAGUCGUUGGUGUGUCCUUUCUGAGCUUCGGCUUUGGCGCCUACUUCACCCUUCUCCCAGGAUCUGAGUGGUCAGCCCUCUUGCUUACCUACGGCUUUCCGUUGACCUUGAUUGGAUUUGCACUUAAGUACGCGGAGCUGAAGCCUGUGCCGUGUAUAUCAUAUGCCGAUGCUUACGCGCUAAGGCAAACCCAAGCCACACCCACUUUAACCCAGGUCAGGGAGGACGUCACCAGGUACAGAUACGGAGACGAGAAGCACCUCGACGAAGCCUUGAAGAGAAUAUUUCGAUAUGGACAGGCUGGCGGCAUUCAGCGGCGCUUUGCGCCUACUUUAACUGCUGUUAGAGAAGAAGUUCUGGAUGGUAAAUAUUACACUCUGGUCUUGAUCUUCGAUGCACCAUCGCUGAACCUGGACGACUUUGAGUCGCGGAAACAGAAAUUCUCGUCAUUUUUCGGACCGGGAGUGACGGCACAGAUGCUUCAAGCAGGCGAUACCGUGUAUGAAGUGAAGCUCGUCGCAGACGGCGAUGGCGGAAAACCUGCUGGUUAACUUAAGGGAGAAGGAAGGGAAACAAAAAAAAAAAAAAAAAAAAGGAAACGGUUAUUAUCAAGUACUAUGUCUGAAGAGAGAGAGCAGAGGGGGGGAGAAGAGAGAGCCCAGGUGGAGAUGGAGAUGGGAGGGACAGAUACAGUAAUAACCUGCAAUCUCUACUACCUCUGGGCAGAUUUUCCCUGCAAUGCAACAGUACCCUCAUU